UGCUUGAACAAGCCACAAUACAUAUCUCCAUAAGGUCUGCGAUUCUACAUGCAUUUGAUUUGUUGUUUUCAAGGCUAAUUUAAAAUGCAUGUCAAAUCUACUUUCGUAAACAACAGAAUACCAUUAGAGGACUCCCCCUGUGAACCACCCAGUGAAGCAAUUAGUCGAGCUCAUCGUUUACAGGACUAUAAUAGUAGCCUCUAUAAAAGCCAAUGAACGUCAUGUUGAGCUCCAUAGUUUACCAUGACGCAUCAAGUCGGGAAGGAGAAAAAGAGCAAGCCACAAGCGGAAGAUUCUCUUGUGCCCGCAGAGCACGAUUGGUGGGCAGAGUUUUGCCAGGAAUCUUCGGUACAUGGGAUGCCGUAUUUGGCUCGCAGGGAUCUGCAUUGGACCGAACGAAUAUUCUGGUUGCUGACUAUUGUGGCAGCCACUUACUAUGCGAUCAGCAGUUGCUUUUUGCAAUGGAAGCGUUUUCGCGAUAAUCCCCUCGUUUACGAAUAUGAAUACAUUUAUAUGCUCCGCAAUUUCUCUUUGCCGGGAAUCACAAUUUGUACGUUAUUCCCCAGACUAACAAACGCAGAUAAACUGAUUUACGACACUUGGAAUGUAAAACCAAACGAAGACAUAGCAAAGGGCGAUUAUUAUCGCUCCUUUCUGGUUACACUAACAAACGUGCAGUACAACAACAUGCAAAUUCUGGAGCCCUACGAAAAAGAUCCGACUCUGGCGGACAUUGACAUAGUUAAACUAUUGCUAGAACUGCAUAAGGAAAUCAGUCCUGCGGUUAACAAAAGCAACGAACCUCAACCGCUUGUACCGAACCUCACCGAAAUGGGACUGUGUCAGACGAACUCCAGACUAACUCGCUAUGGAAAUCCAUAUGGAAAGCUAAAGGAUAUGAAAGUGAUACCGGUAAGAAAUGGCAGCUUUUUCAGUCCCACUCAGAUACAGCUAAAGCCAUACUAUAACUACACCGUAGUGCAAUUGUUCAUGCAUGAUGUCAACGAGAUGAUGCUGCCUCAAGAUCGUCGCACGGUGAGCGUCUAUACAGGUAUCAAAGUAUUCUAUUCGAUAAGGGUAAAGCUUAACACAAUAUCGGCUGAGGAUGAAGUGACUCAUGUGCCCAUUGCCUAUCGCAAGUGUCGCUAUACCAAUGAAGCUAACCUCAAGUAUUACAGUGUUUAUUAUCCUAGUCUGUGUCGCAUGGAGUGUCGCAUCAAUCGCGCCCUGGAACUGUGCAAAUGUAAACCAUUCUUCUAUGCCGCUGGACCCAAAAAUGUAAUCUGCAAUAUCAAUGGAAUGCUGUGUUUGCAGCGCAGAAAGUGGCUGGACAAACCCUGUGAUUGCUUGCCCUUAUGUAAAGAGAAUAGCUUCAUUGUCACAGAAGAUCUCGGUCAGAAUUCAGGCGGCGACGAUUACAAAGGUGAAGGUUAUGAACGAAUGAUCCAAAUCCAUGUGGAGUUGCCCAAAAUGGGCAUGAAGCGCAGAGUUGUCUUUAGCACGGAUCAACUGAUUAUGUCCUUUGGCGGUGCUAUUGGACUUUUUCUAGGUGCUAGCUUCAUGACCAUAUAUGGCUUGAUAUAUUUGGUAUUGUAUUUCAUAAUAGUCAAAUGCAAAUCUACGACUUUUUGUAAGAAAAAAGCUACAGUACAAAAUGCUUAGGUAACACGUUAUAAGCUAUGUUCAAAAUAUCUAAUAACUUUAUCUAUUUAUAUCACAAUCUUGCCCAAUUUUAUAACACAUUUAACAAUGUUGAAGUUGGUGUUGUGAUAAAGUUUUUCACCAUGUUUUUGUCUAGCUUUUUAGGUAAAGUAAAAACGUGUUGUUUUAAAGUAGAAACUAAUUUUCUUGCCUAUUACGUAGUCAUUAAUGAGCUUAAUGUGUAUAUGAGUGGCUAGAAAAGCAGCAACAAUAAAAAAAACCUUUAAGACGCACACACCACACAAUUUCUAUUGUUGUUAGUGUUGUUGUUGCCUCAAGUGAGGAAGCCAAAAAAGUGGCAAACGUGGCAAGGGAAAGAAAGCGUUGCUCUAAAGCGAAUUUCACUUUUGCGGAAAAUAAAA
Messenger RNA from Drosophila sulfurigaster albostrigata, 2063 nucleotides. It is a transcript of the gene ppk25, whose product is annotated as acid-sensing ion channel 4-A. Lineage: Eukaryota; Metazoa; Arthropoda; Insecta; Diptera; Drosophilidae. Bases 244 to 1662 code for a protein of 472 amino acids. The transcript is spliced from 6 exons. The record is from RefSeq and is a predicted model, not a curated record. Gene Ontology annotation, cellular component: membrane. Gene Ontology annotation, molecular function: ligand-gated sodium channel activity. Gene Ontology annotation, biological process: sodium ion transmembrane transport.